Aethina tumida (small hive beetle) is the source of this 882-nucleotide messenger RNA. RefSeq lists its product as uncharacterized. Lineage: Eukaryota; Metazoa; Arthropoda; Insecta; Coleoptera; Nitidulidae. The transcript has 5 exons. The coding region runs from base 1 to 882 and encodes 293 amino acids. The record is from RefSeq and is a predicted model, not a curated record.
AUGAAUAAACUAAUUGUUUGUGUAUUUUUAGUGGCAAUAUUAAUAAAAGUGACAUUACAAAGUUUACAAGAGGACAUAGCAAUUCAAAUAGAUAAUAAAAAUGACAGUAAAAAAACUUUAUCAAGGAGAAAACGCUAUCUUGUUUUUCCAGAGGGAAGUUCUUUGCAACUAGUAUAUUGUUUGACUAUACCAUCGUUAGGAGUGGGUCAAAUAUUUACUUUGGGAGCUACGGCUGCUCUUGCAUGGGAACUUCCCCACGAUCCGGUUGCUCCAUACAGAAAACCAGCUGAAGUUUUACAUCGAAUAGACGAAGGAGAACAAACUUCUUCCGGUGGAUGGACUGUAAAAAAUGACAAGUAUCCGGCACCUGUCAAAAAUCUGAAGAGCUUUUAUAAUCCUUUCAUGCUUAAUAAAAUAGGGAACUCAGGUUAUAAUACCAUUAAUUCUCUAUUAAGUCCGUCAGUCUAUAGCACAUUAAAUGGCAACUACAACACAUUUUUGAAGAAACCUAUUAGUGAUGGUUAUAGAAGUAACCAACCGAUAAAUGAUUAUAGUAACUACGAACCUGUAACAGCUUAUGUGGAUCCUGUAUAUCACAGAAUUUAUAAGAGGACUCGGAGGGACUUGUAUACGAAAGUAGAAAAUUUCUUUACUGCGUUGAGUAAAGACGGGAAGGCGUGUUUACUGAAAGCCGUAUGUGAAGUGAGCAGAGCAUCGAAGGAAAAAGGCACUUUCAUGGAGGAGAUAAUCAAAGUUAUCUUUAGAACAAAACCAGAUAUAACACAUCAAGAUGAAGACAAGUAUGAUUUUGCAGCUAGACAUAAAAAUUGCACAGAAGCUUAUCCUACAUGUAAUCAUUCUGUAUGGGGCAACAUAUUUUAA